Asparagus officinalis (garden asparagus) is the source of this 892-nucleotide messenger RNA. RefSeq names its product equilibrative nucleotide transporter 3-like. Lineage: Eukaryota; Viridiplantae; Streptophyta; Magnoliopsida; Asparagales; Asparagaceae. Gene Ontology annotation, cellular component: plasma membrane. Gene Ontology annotation, molecular function: nucleoside transmembrane transporter activity. The transcript is spliced from 5 exons. Gene Ontology annotation, biological process: nucleoside transmembrane transport. The coding region runs from base 1 to 771 and encodes 256 amino acids. The record is from RefSeq and is a predicted model, not a curated record.
AUGGGGAUUUCGGCCAAAGAUCAGAAGCUUGCUUGGAGGCUUAAUCUUAGCAAAGAUGAAGGAUUUAAAGUGCUGUUCUUUGGAAUCUCAGCAUUUUGGGAGCUGCUUUGUGUUCUUCUCUAUGCAUUUGUCUUUCCCAAGCUGCCCAUUGUCAAGUACUAUCGAUCCAAGGCAGCUUCAGAAGGAUCACAAACAGUUGCAGCUGACCUAGCUGCUGCUGGCGUCAGAAAGCAAAACACAGAAGUUGAAGAAGAUCCAAAACAUCUAGACCGUUUAAGCAAUAAGCAACUAAUAUUACAGAACAUAGACUACGCACUUGAUUUGUAUCUGAUAUAUGUUCUGACAUUGUCAAUAUUUCCUGGAUUCUUGUCGGAAGAUACUGGAUCACAUGGCUCGGGCACAUGGUAUGUUCUCGUCUUGAUUGCUAUGUACAACAUAUGGGACCUUGUUGGGAGAUACACACCUCUAAUAAAAUGCAUACAUAUAACUUCACGCAAGGGGCUCAUGGUAGCAAUCCUUUCUCGUUUCUUAUUCAUUCCAGCAUUUUAUUUCACGGCUAAGUAUGGAGACCAAGGUUAUAUGAUUAUGUUGACGUCAUUGUUGGGGAUAACUAAUGGUCAUCUUACAGUUUGCGUUAUGACAGAAGCACCCAAAGGCUAUAAGGGACCUGAGCAGAAUGCUUUGGGGAACUUGCUCGUCUUGUUUCUUAUCGCGGGGUUAUUCUCAGGAGUAACACUUGACUGGCUGUGGCUCAUAGGCAAAGGCUGGUGAUCUUGCAGUGGUUUGAACUUCUAAUGGUCAUCAUAUAAAUAAGCGUUUUUCAUGUGGUUUAGUGAUAAGGUAGGUGUAUUUUUUUCCCAUUAAAGUUGAAAUGUGGAGAGUUUAUUUGACU